This is a messenger RNA of Mauremys reevesii (Reeves's turtle), 627 nucleotides long. It is a transcript of the gene GON7, whose product is annotated as GON7 subunit of KEOPS complex. Lineage: Eukaryota; Metazoa; Chordata; Testudines; Geoemydidae. The record is from RefSeq and is a predicted model, not a curated record. Gene Ontology annotation, cellular component: EKC/KEOPS complex. Bases 89 to 415 code for a protein of 108 amino acids. The transcript is spliced from 2 exons.
CUGAGCGCUUCCGGGUUAGGGCGCGUGGGACGGAUUCCGAUUGGGCAGCGGUGCGGCCGCUCUGUGCCCCUCGGGCCGGGCUGCGGGGAUGGAGCUGCGGGCGCAGCUGACCGGGCGCGACGGGCAGAAGCGGCCGCUUCGCGUGCGCUGCCAGCCCGAGGCCGGCGCCGGCGGGGAGCUCCGGGGGCUGCUGCGCGGGCUGUCCCAGCUGCAGGAGCAGGUCUCGGCGCUGCUCGCGCCCCUGGUGGAGCAAGAGAGCGGGGGGCUCGCGGGGGCGGGGCCCGCCGCAGGGCCGCGGGGUGAUGUUGGGGAGGAAGAGGAGGAGGAGGAAGAAGAUGAUGAAGAAAACAACACUGAUGUCAAAACAUGUGUGGAUGGACCGCCUUUAAAACGGACAAAAAGUCAGCAGUCCUGACAAUUGUUUUUAAAGCUAUUUAAUUUUUUUUAAAAAGACUUUUCUGCUGUUGCAAAUGAUAGUGUCUAUAUUGCAUUGUUAUACCUCUGGAAGAAAUUAUUUUUGGAAACUAGACAACUGCAUUUGUAUUCCUUUUGGUUAAGUUUUAGAAGGAAAAUGCCUUUUUUUUCCUGGUAUUUAACAUUACUAAUAAAAAAACUGACAAAAAGAGA